GGGAUACGAACCAUGAUCAAUACACAAGACAUGCAAGGCCAAACUCUUCUAUAUAAUGCAACUCCUUUGGUGGACCGCUCCACAUAGCCUAAUGUAGAUCGACGCUGGCGUCCAUCCGGUUUCUGCUAGUGUUGCGCCUGAAGCGGCUAGGGCGUUCGGACUUCCUCCUCACCAGCCGUUCGCCGGCCAAUCGCCCAACAGCCUCCGGCAAUCUUUCAUAGUCGAGCUGCUUCUCCUCUCUCUGUCAGCCUUUACGCCAGCCAGCCUGUGCAGCAGCAGCAGCAGCAGCAGCAACGACAAGCCAAGGCCCAACCACAGGACCACCAUGGACGUCCUACGACACAUUCUCGAGCGUGAGCCUCAAGGUGGACCGAACGGCGGCAACAAUGCCCAGCAGAGUGCGGCUUCAGCAGCGCGAGCCAGCUUCGUCAGCUCGCAGAGUGCAGCCAGCGUGGCCAGUGUUGCGUCGGUCGCAUCAGUAAGCGCCGCCUCGGUCGCGAGCGUAUCAUCGGAGAGCGCAGCCAGUGCGGCGAGUGUCGCCAGCGUUCAGUCGGCGGACAGCGCUGCCUCCGUUGCGUCGGCAGCUUCGGCAGCAUCGGCAGCAUCUGUUGCUUCCGCGGCGACGGCGGCCGCGACAUCGACGACCGAUGCCUCAAGCCUGUCGACCAGCAUCGCUCUGGCAGCGAGCACCACGGCCACCCUAACCACACCGACAUCGACCAGCAGCACAAUCAGUUCGAGCUCCAGCUCGACGUCCUCUCCCUCUCCGACAACCUCCAGUCUCUCGACGAGCAGCAUUGUCUCGACCUCGUCUCCCUCCUCGAUUCCCUCCUCAUCCGCCCUGGCACUGUCGAGUUCACCGUCUUCGAGCAGUCAGACCACAUUCAGCACCUCGAAGACUUCUUCUCUCGCUCUUGCCGCAGCGCCAUUGUCAUCCUCGCAAGCUUCCCUCUCAACGAGCUCAACCCGCUCCUCCACCCUUGCCGCAGCAUCAGAAGGCAACACCCUCCUUCCUCUCACCAACAACGCUCACCACGGCGCCGGUAUCUCGUCUGGUGCACUCGCGGCCGCCGUUCUGGUCCCAAUCCUCUUCGCAGUCUUCGCACUCGUACUUGGCCUCUUCUGCCUUCGCCGAAGGAGUCGUGAGGCUCGCAACACCAACGCACUGCCCAUGACCGAGAAGGCUGCUGUCGGCGGUGCCGCCGCAGGAGGCGCCGCCGGUCUUGCUCUGACCAGCGACCGCAACCGAACCUACAUGACCGGCCUCGACACCUCCUCGCAAGGCUCCCAACGCGACCAAAGCGGCGAGUUCUACCAGCCACCACCUCCCUACAAGGCCAAGGCUCUUUCUUCCACGGGAGGCAGCGCCCUCGGCCAAUCACCAUCCAUGCCCGAAAUCCCCGCCGCAGCCUCUCUAGGCGUGCACCCAGCAAUGCGCGAACAAGCCGACAACGUUUCCCCAUUCGCUGACCCUGUCCCCGAGGCCGCCGCAGCUGGUGCCGGAGCCGGAGCCAUAGGCCAAGCCCACCUCGGCCUCCCCACCGACCGCCCCACGACCUCACGCUCGCACAGCUUCCGCUCAGUCGACAGCGACGCCUACUCCGACACCGCCAGCGUGCACUCAGCCCGAGCAGCCCGUCGCAGCGUCGGUCCACAGAUCUUGGGCGCCGGCGUGGCCACGGAUCCCUUCCAAGAUCCGGAAGGCACCGGUUCCGAUGCCAACGAGGAACGACGACCAGUCAGUCCCAUCACCAGCGAAUACAAUGCUCGUGCCUCAAGCCAAGCGGCGCCUGAAGGCGAGAACGAGGUCUUCCGCCGGCAAAUGCACUUUGUUGACCCGCGGUCUGCCACUAGGUGGUAUUAGGUCCGGUUUAAGGCAACCGCGGAGGAGAUGGAAGCUCGUUAGCGUAUAGAUGGUUCACGGGAAGCAGUCAAUGGAAUGAGAAUGACGACUUACCUUUUCUUUUCGAAUGACGGGGGUAUUACUGUGUCGAUGUCAAGAAGUAUAUGUAGCACGACUUGUCUGUCCGCCAACCCGUCGUGUUUUGAGCAGGACUUUAUACAUGGCUGGCAUCGAGCGCUUUUGGGGCGCCGGCGUAUGCAGAGACGGCUGACAGGUUUCGGUCGGCGAACGAAGGACGG
Messenger RNA from Baudoinia panamericana UAMH 10762, 2142 nucleotides. RefSeq lists its product as uncharacterized. NCBI's taxonomy places the organism in Eukaryota, Fungi, Ascomycota, Dothideomycetes, Mycosphaerellales, Teratosphaeriaceae. The record is from RefSeq and is a predicted model, not a curated record. The transcript has a single exon. The coding region runs from base 326 to 1864 and encodes 512 amino acids.